This is a messenger RNA of Thermothielavioides terrestris NRRL 8126, 1242 nucleotides long. RefSeq lists its product as uncharacterized. NCBI's taxonomy places the organism in Eukaryota, Fungi, Ascomycota, Sordariomycetes, Sordariales, Chaetomiaceae. The record is from RefSeq and is a predicted model, not a curated record. The coding region runs from base 1 to 1242 and encodes 413 amino acids. The transcript is spliced from 3 exons.
AUGGCUCGACGACCAGCCACGCCCCUCGACACGCUGCCACACAUCCUCAACGAUGUGAUUGUCACCACGGGCAAGGCGUUCAAGGCUGCGAGACGCGACGGCAAGGGGAGUUCCGCCGAGGCAUCUGCGUCAUUGGAAACGCGGAUUCCCGCGGCCGUCGAGAAGUUCAAUUCCGUCUUAGAUGACCUAGAAUGCGACAUUCUCCGGGCCAAGGCCGUGCUCCUCCGGGAUCUCAACCAACUCAGAGCCAAACACAAUCCGCCUCCAGCCGAACAGAAGCCGGUUGCUCCACCGGCACCCAUGGUAAUCGACUUGGAAUCCCCAGAGUUGUCUACGAAGGAGCCACCCGCUGGCCCGCCGGGGCCUUCUUCAACAGGGCCGCAAGUCAACAAGCCGGUUGCGCCGUUCCCUAACAUGGGCUUCGAGAGCACAUCGCCCGAGAUCGCGCCAGCCCCGUCCCCCAAGACGGCCCCCAAGCCGAAGGAGACCAAAAACCUCAACAACCCGGCUGCGCCCGCCGCCGCCGCCGCCGCCGCCGCCGCCACCAGACCGACCAGCGCCCCGCCCAAGAAGGACGUUAAGGUUCCGGCCCCUCAAGUAGCGAGACCGAGCAGCGUGGCUACAGCUCCGCAAACCCCGCAGAACCCUGCAGCACAAACUAGAGCACCCUCCUCUGUUCCGGCGCAGAAUAGACCAGCAGCCGCGACGGCGGCAGCAAACAACCCCGCCGGGCCGGCUGCUGCCGUGCCUUCGGCUCCACCGCCGGCCGGAAACGGAAGCUUGUUCACCGACAUGACCUUCUCGCUGGCGCCUCCGCCCGGCGACGCACAAGGGCCAAAGCAAGCAGCGCAAGCGCCGAGGAUGCCCUCACAGCCGCAAGCCCAACCGCCGGCGGCGGCGGCUGAUGCUCCAACGAGUGUCGGCGCCGCUGUCCAGCUGCCGGGGGCCACCGCCACCAGCACGGAGCAAACCACGGGGGGAGCUCCGGCGGGUGGCGCGGCCAGCACGGAUCUCGGCGUCCGGACGGAACAGCCGGGCGGCGAGGACACCAGCAUGGCGGACGCCGACGCCAAGAUCGACGGGCUCUUUGAUCUGGGACCCACCGACAUGGAGGACAUCAAUCACGACUACGACUUUGGGAACGGGGACAACAGCAACUUCAACGACAUGUACUUCGCCACUGGCGACAGCGGCGGCGGGGCGGAGGACCUGGACGAUGCGUUCUUCAAUCUCAACGGGUGA